Phytophthora nicotianae INRA-310 is the source of this 1220-nucleotide messenger RNA. RefSeq lists its product as hypothetical. Gene Ontology annotation, molecular function: DNA binding; RNA binding. The transcript has 3 exons. The record is from RefSeq and is a predicted model, not a curated record. The coding region runs from base 25 to 1167 and encodes 380 amino acids. Gene Ontology annotation, cellular component: nucleolus. Gene Ontology annotation, biological process: ribosomal large subunit biogenesis; ribosomal small subunit biogenesis. Lineage: Eukaryota; Oomycota; Peronosporomycetes; Peronosporales; Peronosporaceae.
UUGAGCUUUGGCUGGAAGGCAACCAUGCUGCUUGGGCGGAGGCUGCUGCAGGCGGCGACGCAGGAUUCGGCCAGCGAUGAUGAGAUGCUGCGCACCUUGAAGACGCACGACCGCUUCUUUUGCGAGACGAUGGAGAUCAUCCCGGCAGCGUUUUACUUCCCCACGGACGCAGAGACCAACUGGAAGAAGUCGGCGCCCAAAAAGUAUCACAAGAACGUACAGGCGCUUAAGCAGCAGGAAUCGUCCAAGAAGAACCUCCUCAAGCGUGCCAAGUUCUCUCCGGCAGCACAGCAGAGCAACGAGGAACGACAGAAGGCCACGGCGGCGGUUGAAAAGAAGGAACAGGCGCAGGUUAAGCCGAUCAAUUCCAGUGCAGCAACGGAGGAGAAUGGUCUGGAGGGUCUUCGUGCACGUCUGGCCGUCAAGAUCCAAGCCAUGCGUGAACAGCGUAAGGCUGAGGAGAAGACGGGCAAGAAACGUCCGUCGCGUGCCGAGGCGGCAGCUGAACAGCGAGCUUUAAAGAAGCGCAAGACUACAGCUAACAAGAGCAAGGCCAAGGCCGAAAAACGCGAGCAGGAGACCGCUGCUAAGACGGAAAGUGAGACGCAAGUGAAGAAGGACGCGGAUACUACGGUGGACGCUGGCUCCAUCUCGUACGGCAGUCUGCUGCUGGAUGACGGCAGCGAAAAGGACAACAAGCCCAAGACUCGUCACGGCCAGAGUGUGCGUGGUAUCCAGAACCUGUUGAAGAAGGCUGAGCGCAAUGCUCAGCGUCUUGAGGAGCUGAAGAAGACAGAAGAGGGCAAAGAGAAGGCGAAGGCUAAGGGCUGGGAUACCGCUCUCCAACAGGCUGCAGGUAAGGUAGUAAUGGACGACCCGAAGCUGCUGCGUGCUAAGCUGAAAAAGAAGGAGAAGGCAAAGGCGAAGAGUACGAAGGAAUGGAAGGAACGCACGGCAAAGCUGGAAGUGUCCAAGAAGGAGCGACAGAAAAAGAAACUCACUAAUGCACUUGGUCGUGGCAAGAAGGAUGCCGCUAAGCCAACCGAGAAGAAGGGACGAAAAGGACCGCGCGCUGGGUUUGAAGGCAAGAAGGGCGAGGCAUUCUUGAACGCUGAUAAGAAGGGAGGCAAGCCUGCCGGCAAGAAGUCGGGAGGACCCAGUAAGUAGCUGGAGAAGCCAGGUAUAUAAUAUAGACUGCCAGUUUGCAUCAAUUUGAGGAG